Lates calcarifer (barramundi perch) is the source of this 1632-nucleotide messenger RNA. RefSeq names its product HIV-1 Tat specific factor 1 (gene htatsf1). The record is from RefSeq and is a predicted model, not a curated record. Bases 101 to 1453 code for a protein of 450 amino acids. NCBI's taxonomy places the organism in Eukaryota, Metazoa, Chordata, Actinopteri, Centropomidae. The transcript has 10 exons. Gene Ontology annotation, molecular function: RNA binding. Gene Ontology annotation, biological process: mRNA splicing, via spliceosome. Gene Ontology annotation, cellular component: U2 snRNP; U2-type spliceosomal complex.
AUGCGCAUUCGGAAUCUGACAUCGGAAGUAUUUCGUUCAAGUGUCGUCGCGGAUUGGAGGUUAAAACGUUAGCAGGCAGUGAAAUAACAUUAGUGAGAAGAUGAGUGGUGACGGAAAUACCAACAAAGAGUUUAUGGAGCAGCUGCGGAUGCAGGAGCUCUAUGGCCAGAGAAAUGAGGAUGGCUCUGAUCCUUACACCUACGUCGACCCGGAGGACGGGACUGUUUACGACUGGGACCAUGAGAAGAAAGCCUGGUUCCCUAAAAUAACAGAGGACUUCAUCGCAGCCUACCAGGCCAACUAUGGUUUCACUCAGGAGGGAGCUCCAGAUACAAACAAUGCUGCAGUUAGCAGCACCGAGCCAGCAGCCCUCAAACCAGACAGCAAGCCUUCGGAAAAGCAGCAACCAGGAGAUGCAACCCAGAACCCAAACCCAGAGCAGCAUGAGACCCCAACUAAAGAAGCCAAGCAGAAAGGAGAGAAGAGGAAAGCAGAGCCAGGAUGGUUUGAUGUCGAUGACAAUAAAAACACAAACGUCUAUGUGUCAGGUCUGCCCCCUGACAUCAGCACCGAAGAGUUUGUUGAACUGAUGUCCAAGUGUGGCAUUGUGAUGCGGGACCCCAUCACAGAGGAGUACAAAGUAAAACUCUACAAGGAUAAAGAAGGGAAUCUGAAGGGAGAUGGCCUCUGCUGCUAUCUCAAGAAGGAGUCAGUGGAUUUGGCCAUGCGCCUGAUUGACGAGUCAGAGGUCAGAGGUUACAGACUCCAUGUGGAAGUGGCUCGGUUUGAGCUAAAGGGCCAGUAUGAUGCCAGUAAGAAGAAGAAGAAGAGCAAAGAUUACAAGAAGAGGCUGCAGCAGCAACAGAAACAGCUCGACUGGAGGCCAGAGAAGCAAGGAGAAUUAAGGAAGAGACAUGAAAAAGUUGUCAUCAUCAGGAACAUGUUCCAUCCCAGUGACUUUGAGGAAGACCCACUGGUGUUGAAUGAGUAUCGUGAUGAUCUGCGGACAGAGUGCGAGAAGUUUGGGGACGUCAAGAAGGUCAUCCUCUUUGAUAGACAUCCAGAUGGCGUGGCAUCAGUCGCGUUCAAAGAGCCUGAGCAAGCUGACGCGUGCAUUCAGUCAUUUAAUGGUCGCUGGUUUGGAGGAAGGCAGCUGUCUGCACAGCUUUGGGACGGAACGACAGACUAUCAGGUGGAAGAGACGUCACGAGAGCGAGAGGAACGUCUGAAGGGUUGGUCCACUUUCCUGGAUGGGGGCAACCAAGGCCAGGAGAACACCACCACCAAACCAGCAGAGACAGGCACGACCACAGAACCUUCAGAACCCCCCAACACCACGGAACCCGAACAGCAACCAGAAACAGAACCACAACCCUCACAGCAAGAGCAACAAGAACAGGACAUGGACUCUACAGACAGCAGCCUGGCAGGAAGUGACGAUGAGGAAGCUUAGACGCUGAACAUGCACAUCGUUUGUCCCCAUGGCAGCCAAGUGGGAGAAUUGUGUUUUAAGAUGAACUGCUGCAGAUCUCUGUCUUGGAGGGGGGAGGAGGAAGAGAAGGAGGAAUUUGGACAGUUUGAUCUGUUUUGUAAUGUAGAAAAAUAAAAUGAAGACUUUGUCUAUUUUCAUCA